This is a messenger RNA of Aplysia californica (California sea hare), 3391 nucleotides long. RefSeq names its product coiled-coil and C2 domain-containing protein 1-like. The coding region runs from base 118 to 3267 and encodes 1049 amino acids. Gene Ontology annotation, biological process: regulation of transcription by RNA polymerase II. Gene Ontology annotation, molecular function: RNA polymerase II cis-regulatory region sequence-specific DNA binding; DNA-binding transcription repressor activity, RNA polymerase II-specific. The record is from RefSeq and is a predicted model, not a curated record. NCBI's taxonomy places the organism in Eukaryota, Metazoa, Mollusca, Gastropoda, Aplysiida, Aplysiidae. The transcript is spliced from 30 exons. Gene Ontology annotation, cellular component: nucleus.
ACAAUAACAGUAUUGCGAAACAUUUCCGGGAAGACCUUACUCAUUUGGCAGUGACCAUUUACUAUUGUAAACAAAACACUUUUCAUCUCACAAAAGCGACCGCUGCACCUUCUGAAAAUGUUUGGAAGGAAACCAAAACAGAGUGGUGGGGGCAGUGGAAGUGAGCAAGGUCGCAGGAAAGGAGCCGACCUUAUGAAUCAGAUGGGCUUUGGGGCCAUGCCUGGACUCGAGGACAUGGAUGCAAUGGUAUAUGGAGAUGAUGAUGAUGAUGAUGAUUUAGAGGCGGAAUUAGCAGCUCUCGCUGGGGAAGAUGAUGGACCUGUUCAAAGGACAAAGCCAAAAAGAAAAGCUCCUAUGCCAAUUGCUGACAUAGAAAAGAUGGCAGCCAUGGGAAUGAAUGAUUUUGAUGAGGAUGUCUCGGACACAGAGGAUCCAGAAUUAUUGGCUGAGUUGGAAGACUUAAAGGAAGACGCCUCGCCAGCUCCGUCUCCCUCCAAAAGCCCUCACGUCAGCCCUGAGAAGUCCACUCCAACAGCCACGCCACCACCUGCUCCUCAGCGCCAGGCGGCCCCCAUCUUUGAACCGACUCUUCCCUCCCAGGCGUUCACCCCUUCCCCUGUGCCUAGAAACCUACCAUCUCCCCAGAAAGCCCCGAGCCCCUCUCCGAGACCCAGUCCCACUCCAGUGUCACCCGCUGCGCAGCCCUCGGGGGCGAGAGGGAUGGUGGGCCUUUUGGAAGAGAGGGUCAACAUGUACAAACAAGCUUCUGCUAAUGCGAAGGCCUCAGGCGACAGUUCGAAGCAAAGGAGACUUGAUAGAGGACUUAAAACUCUGGUUGGACAGUUAAGACAGGCAAAGGCGGGAAAACCUGUCAAUGAAGAAGAAAUUCCUCCUCCCGUGGCUAUGGGGGCUAGCCUGGCUGUGAGCGAGCAUACAGGGGGUUCAACCCCACAGUCUGAUUCUCCACAGAGCCAAUCAGAGCCCUCCACGUCCUCAUUCAUUGCCCCUCCAGCUCCAAAACCAAGCUCUCCUCCAGCGAGACCCUCACCUGGUGGGUCCCUAGCAAGCAACGUAGCCAAGUCUGCUGUUGUUGAAAGGAGAGACCAGUAUCGAAGAGCUGCCUUACAAGCCAAGCACGCAGGGAACUUGGAUAAAGCUCGAGAAUACGUGAAGGUUUCAAAGCAAUUUGAUUCUGUCAUUGAUGCACUUGAUCAAGGAAAGCCAGUGGAUCUGUCAAAAAUGCCUCCACCUCCGUCAGAAUUUGCAGGUGAUGCUUUGAACACAGUCAACAAACCCCAGGCUUCUGUGCCGGUCCAGAGAGUGGCCCACCAGGCUGCUGGAGAGACAGAGCCAGAACCAGACUUGCCAGCCACCACAGCCGAAGAGGAGAAGUCCAUGUUCCAGGCUCCAGAUGCUCCCCGCACAGCGAUGGAGGCCCUGACUCAGAGACUAGACAAGUACAAAUCUUCAGAGAGCUCUGCCAAGGCUGCUGGUGAGGGCAGUAAAGCCAGACGUAUGGGCAGGAUAGUCAAGCAAUAUGAGGACGCUAUAAAAUGCUACAGAGCUGGACGUCCUGUGGACUUUGAAGAACUUCCUUGUCCUCCAGGUUAUGCUCCCAUCCCAGUGGACAAGUCCCCUCCCGGCAGUGCCCCGAGAGCCCCAUCUGGCCCAGCCCCAUCAGGAGCGGCUGCGGGCCGACCUAUCGCACAAACGGCCCCGGCCCCACGACCAGCGGCCCCACGGGCAGCGGCCCCACCUGCUGCUCCGGCUGCCCCUCAGGCCGGGGGCUCUGGUCAACGACCACCUCCUGUACAGCGGCAAGCUUCUGCAAGGAAAAGCCUUCAUUCUCGAUCGGAGCAGCAGCUGGCAUUUCUUCGAGAGAGGCUUGGGGAGUUCCGCCAGGCAGCUAUGAGCGCGAAGAAAAAGCAUGACCUUGAGCUUGCAAAGAAAUAUGUGCGCAUGAUGAAGGGGCUGGAGCCGAUGAUUGAAGCUUUAGAAAGUGGACUGCCGGUGGACUUGUCCCAGGUUCCCCCAUCACCCUUCAACUCUGAUGAGUCGGAAGACAAGUUUGUGGUUGUGUCUGUGGAAGAUUGCCAGCCCACAGGAGACAGAGAGGAGGUCUACAAGUCUUUGCAACAGGACUUGGUCAGGCAGAUCAGGGUGUGUGUGACUAAUGCUCAACAUUAUCAGAAGCUAGGGGAUAUUCCUGCUGCGGCAAAGUUUCAAAAACUGGAGCAAAACAACAGAAGAGAUCUGGAAUCACUGAAGAGUGCAUUCCGGCAUGGUGACCCUUCCCCUAGGUUUCACUAUGAGACGAGGAGCUUUUCAAUGGUUCAGUGUAACACAGAUUUGGGUGAUGCGGAUUUGGAAUUGACCGUCAUCAGAGGUAUCCAGUACAACUUACCAUCAGGUUACUCAGAGAAAGACAUGGACACCCAAGUGAAGUACGAGUUUGCCUAUCCUACCGAUGAAGUGCAGUCUGGUGGAACUGGGACUGUGAAAGACUCCAUUAAUCCAGAGUACAAUGAGACCUUCAAAAUUUCUAUUAACAGGAAGUCAAAAGGCCUUUUCAGAUUUGUGGAUAGAAAAAGUCUGAAACUGGAAAUCUUUAUAAAAAGGAGCUUUUUCAAAGGUGACAAACUUCAUGGCACGGUCAAUGUGAAGCUUCAACCCCUGGAGAGUCAGUGUACAUUACAUGAGAGUUACGAUUUGAUGGACGGUAGAAAAACUGUCGGUGGCAAGUUGGAAGUGAAGAUCCGCAUCCGAGAUCCAUUUAAGAAUAAGCAAGUGGACGAGGUGAAAGAAAAGUGGCUGGUCAUUGAUCAGUUCAUCAGGACAGUUGGCUCCAGGAGCCAAGCUGAAGCAAAGACUUCUCCCAAGUCUCACAGUCUGAACAAAGGAAAUACUCACAGUUUCUUUGAUGGAACUACCUGCAUGGAAGUCCUGCGCUAUGAAAAGGGGAUGCUGGACAAACAAAUCUACCAACUGAAGGACAGUCUGAGCGUCACACAGACCCAAGCCCUCAGGCACAAGAGUGCUCUCAUUGAGGAAAAGAUUGAACUACAGCAGAAAAAACUGAGGGAAGGAGGAUUGGAAGCUUGGAAGGCAUAUCUGGCUGUUGUGAAAAGUGAAGCUGUCAGCUUUGAGCAAGAGGCGCGGCAGUAUGUCAGAGUGGGAGAAGUGCAGAAGGCUGAGCUGAUGAUGAAUAAGAAAAAGUUAGCAGAAAAAGAGAUAGCUGCGAUCAAAGCAAAGAUACCAGAUGCCUGAGACUGGUGAAUUGGACAAGGCCCUACUACCUGUACUGUAGAUACUGAGAACAUCGUGGUCAAAUCAGGCACAAGGGGCUCUUGAGGCCUAGUGGUUAAGGUGUUCGCCUCUCAUUCAAAGGUCG